CCAGUCCGGAAGCUUUUCCCGAGUGGAGUCAGCUGGCGGUUGUUAUUCGCUGGAGCCACUGCCCGCCGCGAUGAUGAACGCGGAUCUGCGGAAGGAGCGAGAGGCGGCUUCUUUCAAGACGGAGCUGCUAACUAACCUCUUGGACGGGGGCGCCGAGCGGACCCGGCGCCGCAGGGAGAUCGAAUCCAUUAUUGCAAAUGAACCCAGCUUCAACCAUGAAGAUUUAAAUUUCCUCUCCCGUAGCCAACGCUAUGAAGUAGCUAUCAAAAAGAGUGCUCUUAUGGUGUUGAAAUUAAGGGAAUAUGGGAUUGCAGAUCCCGAAGAGAUCUUCUGGUUUAAAAGCUGCGUUCAUCAAGGACGGCCUGAGCCUUUGGACCUCCACCUGGGCAUGUUCCUUCCCACGUUACUAACCCAGGCAACCCAAGAACAGCAGGAUCGCUUCUUCAUGCCUGCUUGGAACUUGGAGAUCAUUGGCACAUAUGCCCAGACAGAGAUGGGACAUGGAACUCAUCUCCGAGGACUGGAAACCACAGCCACCUAUGAUCCUGCUACCCAGGAAUUCAUCCUUAAUAGCCCAACCGUGACUUCUAUUAAAUGGUGGCCAGGUGGAUUGGGCAAGACAUCAAACUAUGCCAUUGUUUUGGCUCAGCUUUAUACUCAAAACAAAUGUCAUGGGUUACAUGCUUUCAUUGUGCCUCUACGUCAGUUGGGAACCCAUGAACCGCUGCCAGGCAUCACCAUUGGUGACAUUGGCCCAAAAUUUGGCUAUGAUGAAAUGGAUAAUGGCUACUUAAAAAUGGACAACUUCCGUAUCCCCCGGGAAAAUAUGCUAAUGAAACACGCCAAGGUUGAACCAGAUGGCACAUAUGUGAAGCCUCUCAAUGCCAAGCUGACUUAUGGGACCAUGGUAUUCAUCCGUUCAUUGAUUGUUGGAGAUUCUGGUCGCAGUUUAGCCAGAGCUUGUACAAUUGCCAUCCGCUAUAGUGCUGUGAGACAUCAGUCUGAGUUAAAGCCUGGGGGACCAGAACCUCAGAUUUUGGAUUAUCAGACUCAGCAGUACAAACUCUUUCCUCUCCUAGCAACAGCAUAUGCUUUCCACUUUGUGGGUGCAUAUAUGAAAGAUACAUAUCAUCGCAUCACUGGGAACAUCCAAGAUGGAGAUUUGAGUGAACUGCCAGAGUUGCACGCACUGUCUGCAGGGCUCAAGGCUUUUAGUACCUGGACUGCCAACGCUGGCAUUGAGGAAUGUCGGAUGGCAUGUGGGGGACAUGGCUACUCCCACUGCAGUGGUUUGCCUGAUAUUUACGUCAACUUCACUCCUUCUUGCACUUAUGAAGGAGAGAAUACUGUGAUGAUGUUGCAAACUGCCCGAUUCCUUGUCAAAAGUUAUACCCAAGUUAGUUCUGGACAGUUAGUUAGUGGCAUCAUGUCUUACCUGAAUGACCUAUCAGGACAGCAUAUUCAGCCCCAGCAUGUGGCUGCUAGACCCACAACUCUGCAUAUCAACAACCCUUCCAGUUUGGUGGAGGCAUAUAAAUUGAGAGCUUCAAGGAUGGUUGAGUUUGCAGCAAAAAAUUUACAGGCUGAACUGAACCGUCGGAAAAGCAAAGAAGAUGCUUGGAACCGGACUUCCAUUGAUCUAGUACGAGCAUCUGAGGCACACUGUCACUAUGUGGUGGUCAAACUAUUUACAGCGAAGCUUUCAGAAAUUGGUGACCCAGCUGUUCAUGCUGUCAUUAACAAUUUGUGUUUACUAUAUGCUCUAUGUGGGAUUAUAAAGAACUCUGGAGACUUUCUACAGGGAGGCAUUUUGACAGAGGCCCACCUAAUUCAAGUGAACAUGCAUAUAAAAGAACUCUUGGCUCUUAUCCGUCCUAAUGCAGUAGCUCUGGUGGAUUCCUUUGAUUUCUGUGAUUCUGUGCUUAGAUCUGUGCUUGGCCGGUAUGAUGGUAACAUAUAUGAAAAUAUGUUUGAGUGGUCAAAGAAAUCACCACUAAAUAAAACACAGGUCCAUGAAUCUUUCCACAAACACCUGAAGCCAUUGCAGGCUAAACUGUGAUAACAUUUGUUUGGUUUUGAAUGUCCUUUCUUGAAAUAAUAUAAUUUGCCCUAUGAACAUCUGAAGCGCUUGGCAAAUCCACAUAGCCAUAGGGUAGUAAUUGUAGUCUUUUUUUAAAAAAAAAUUGAAUGAAUUAGAGCAAGGAAACACAGUGAUAAAAAAUGCAAUUUUAAUUAUGUUGAGAAACUAUCCUUUUUAAUGAGUCGAAAAAGCUUUAUAGAUUAGUAUAAAAGGGUCAAUCUGUAAGCCUUUCAAGCAUCUGCAGAAGCUGUGUUAUCUAUAGCAGAUUUUUCACUACUAAGUAGUUCUAGAAAGCAGUUAUUGAGUAGAAGCAACUUCUCCAGGAGCUCCUUUAAAAAUGGUCUUGCACAUUUUUUUUAGCAUUAAUGCCACCUUAAAAGGCAGUUGUUGUCAAAGCCCUCCUGCACUUAACUACUGUAAGAUUUUCAGCCUUGUCAGGAACUGGGCUUCAGGGACCUUGCACAAACUUUAUGUGUGUAUGUAUGUAACUGUUUGGUGUUUCAGGAAUGGAUGAUUCUUUGCCUUAUGGGUGCAAUCUGUCCUAGUAUCAUUCUUAAUGUUUGUGUACAAUUUCACUUUCGGCAUUCCAAAUGGCAUGCAAGCAUUCUAUAUUACAUUUCCCAUAAAACUGCCUAUAGCACACAGGCAAGAUCUCUCUCAAGCAGUUUUUUUUUUCCUUUUUAAAAGUGUUGCCUUGUCCUCUGGGUGUUCAGGAAAAUUGAAUGGGAAAGUGUCAGGAGUCCUAUUUGAUAGAAACAAUGUCAUCAUUUCCAACUUGCAAAGUCAUUGGGUAGGAAAAACCUUUACUCCACACAAACUAUAGAGUAUUCCUAUGUCUGGUUUUAAUUGUAGACAUUUUCCCCCCUGAAAUGCUCAAUUUUUUAAAACGGUGGAACAUGGAUUUUUGCCCCAUAUAAUCAUCGAUGAGAAGAAGGUCCAGACUGGUAGACCCAUCAACCUACACAGUCUGGCUCUCAGAAGGCUGCAGAGAAUACAUUACCACAUUAAAGGACCUCAGCUCUAGAUUACUGUUAGCAGGCUAACAUUUUAGCAUUGUGUAAAAUUUUAUUGUGUGAAAUUACCAUGACAAAAUUGCAGCAGUUGGAUUCAGCUUCAGUAAUAAAUCAAGACUUGGAUCACAAACCAAGGAAUUUCAUAACAUUGAAGAGUUGACAUAUAUAUCCCUGUUCAAGAGCUAAAAGUGCUCUUAUACUGCAAACUUUGAGCAAGAAAAAAAAUUACAACUGAAACAAAAAACUAUAAUUGUAAUGUGCUAAUAUAGCUGUACUUAACAUAACUGGAUUUCUGUGUACAAUGCUGACUGGAAAUGAAAAACUGCAAUAAAAGACUAUUUGACAUCUUGUGCA
Messenger RNA from Notechis scutatus (mainland tiger snake), 3447 nucleotides. It is a transcript of the gene ACOX1, whose product is annotated as acyl-CoA oxidase 1. Gene Ontology annotation, molecular function: fatty acid binding; FAD binding. Gene Ontology annotation, biological process: lipid homeostasis; very long-chain fatty acid metabolic process; fatty acid beta-oxidation using acyl-CoA oxidase. Gene Ontology annotation, cellular component: peroxisome. NCBI's taxonomy places the organism in Eukaryota, Metazoa, Chordata, Lepidosauria, Squamata, Elapidae. The record is from RefSeq and is a predicted model, not a curated record.